AUGCCACUGUUGUAAGUUAGACGUGUUAACCGUUCACUUUUCGGAAUACUGAAUCAUCGUUUCGUCUGAGUCAGUGCGUAUUGUGAUGUUUGUAGUUGUUUGCGUGUAAGAACUGCGUAUUUGUUAUGCACGCCAUGGGCGACCCCGCUGCGCUAGCCGGCAUGUUACCCUUCGACUCGAUAGGGCUGUACGAGCAGCCGAAGCCUCGUUUCAUCUUCAAGAUGCCGAGGGUAGUUCCUGAUCAAAAGGCCAAGUUCGAAUCCGACGACUUGUUCAAGAGACUGAGCAGGGAGAGCGAGGUGAGGUACACCGGUUACCGUGACCGUCCGCCAGAGGAGCGGCAGAUGAGGUUCACCAGCGGCUGCCGCGAGGGUCACACGGAGAUCGCGUUUAUAUCAACCGGCACCAACUUGCAACUAGUCUUCGAUCACUCACCGUAUAACAACCGAGGGUGCGACUUCCAGAAGGAAAACGGCAAAGUACACAUCGUGUCUCGAUUUAUAAUGAAUGGUGUCUGCGUCCGAUGGCGGGGCUCGAUCGAUUUGGAGAAGCUUGAGGGGAUCGGGUGCUUGGAGCUGGACGAGGAGAGGGCUGCUAUCGAAGAUGCGGCUUUGAGAGACCAGAUUGAACGUUAUAACCAGAGGCUUAGGGACUUUGAAGAUAAGCAGCGCGCCUACCGUGAGCACGGGGAGGAACUGCGCGCGCAUUCCCACGUACAUGCGCAGCGCUUCCACCAGUCACGACAGCCACCCCACGGAGCCAACCCCACUCAUCCCCACGCCGCACACCCCGUACACAUAAAACCUCAUUCUCAAGGAGCUCUUAUAUCAUAAACAAUACGCAAUAUUAAAACAACAUACAGACUCAACUUGUAAGUUGUUCGUAGUUGUAGCGACGUUGAUGUCUUUAAUAAGGAAGUUGCUUAAAGGAGAUAUUUUAUUUUAAAGGAGAUAUUCAUCUUCGUGUGAGCUUUCGACAAAUAAUUUUGUGUUAGCAUUUCAAAUUAUAAAAGUCAACGAUAAUAACCAAAUAGUAAUGCCUAAGAAUCAAUACUUACAAACAUUUAAUAAUGUCAUUUAAUUUUAAUAUUCUAACUUAGCAGAUAUCGCAAUAUAAGCAGGAAUAUAACGUAGAAGUUUACUGUCGCAUUUUAAAUUUCAAUAAGUUCAAAACGUUCAUUCAAAAAGAAACAAAUUAAAUUUUU
Molecule: messenger RNA, 1204 nt
Organism: Papilio xuthus (Asian swallowtail)
Lineage: Eukaryota; Metazoa; Arthropoda; Insecta; Lepidoptera; Papilionidae
Product: protein brother
Exons: 3
Coding region: 126-833 (235 amino acids)
Biological process (GO): regulation of transcription by RNA polymerase II
Cellular component (GO): core-binding factor complex; nucleus
Molecular function (GO): transcription coactivator activity; sequence-specific DNA binding
Source: RefSeq, a predicted model, not a curated record